AUGGCAGGCAUCCGAGAUCCAGCGUUCUGGCGCCGUUUCUCGCUAGCCGUCCACCUCGACGAAGAAAAAGCCAAUCCGUCACAUACUCAUGGCGCAGCUUCUCCUGCAUCUCUUAGGCCAGAGCUCAAGCACUCACACAUGGCUCGAACGAAACCGGAAGAAGCGAUCGAGAAUGGUGUGCAUUGGGUGGUCGGUCUCGCUGAGCCUGGUCGUGAUCAUUGCCGGCAUCGUGCUGGUCAUAUUAUGGCUAAAGGGCAGCUUGCUUCCAGCACCACCCGCGCCAACCUCUACCUCGGCGCCAACACCGACUCCCACUCCCACUCCCAUGCCGCCGGGUGGUGCAUGAUGAAACGCUACCAAUGA
Molecule: messenger RNA, 363 nt
Organism: Endocarpon pusillum Z07020
Lineage: Eukaryota; Fungi; Ascomycota; Eurotiomycetes; Verrucariales; Verrucariaceae
Exons: 2
Coding region: 1-363 (120 amino acids)
Source: RefSeq, a predicted model, not a curated record